GUAUUUUCCAGAAAAUUUUCCAUUCCGGGUGAUCCUAACACUGGGCAGUGGCGUAUUGUUGUCGACGAUACGAAAAGGAAAACAGAAAAAACAUUCAUAGUUCGAAAAUAUGUUGUUCCAAAGUACAAAGUUGAUAUAUCAUGUCCCAAGUUUUUCACCAGAUCUACAAGGAGUUUGCGAUGCCUUGUCAAAGCUAGGUAUACGUUUGGCAGAAAAGUAAAUGGUGUAGUUCAUGCCCAGCUUGUAACAAAGACGAGAAACGGUGACAAGUUUUUAUACAAUCAUCAUGAUAAUAUAAGAGGAGAGUUUUGGAUAACGACGACGAAAAUUACUAGCAUCAAUUUCGAAAACGAUAUCGAAGUAAUAGCUCGAGUAAGCGACCCUUCCACUGGCACAACUGUCGUCAAUUCAGCUGUCAUAAAUUUCAAACGAGAUGCAAAAAUGAUAUGGUCUUUGGAACCGAUUAGAAAGCAUUUUCAACCGGGAUUGAAAUUUGUUACAUUCAUGAAAUUUCAAAAUUUGAAGAGUUACCGAAUGCUUGUCUCUGUCAAAAUGACCAAGAAAGCGUUAAAGACAUGUUUUGGCGUGUAUAAAUAUGUGGAUAUCUCUUCCGAAAUGAAAACGAAACAUGUCUCUGUUGAUAGCCAUGGUUACGGCAAACUCACUUUAAAUAUUGAUACUGAUGUAAUGGAGUUAAAAUUAAUUACACAUCACCAAUCGGACAGACAUGAGGAGACUCUUUCCCCAGCGACGAGACCUGGUCUAGCAAUUCUACCUGAACAUUAUCUUGGCGUGGUUGGAUCUUCUUUAAAAUUUCAAAUUGUUACCAAAUCAUCAGUAAAAGGACCUCUUUGGUACUCUAUAACCUCCAGAGGAAGUGAAAUAAGUGGUGGUAAAUGCAGUGAUGGCUCGAGAUUUAGUUCCAGCUUUACCUGUUCCUUAAUGAUUGAACCUAACUUUUAUCCUGCUUUUCAACUUUUAUUUUAUCAUGUUAAAUCUGACGGAGUUGUUAUGAGUGAUUCUGUGCAUAUAAAAGUACGAGGAAACCCAACAAAGAAAUUUUUCAGCAUUUCUAAAGACAAAAGAGGAACUUAUAAACCAGGAGAAAAGAUACAAUUUACUUUGCGAUCACAUGGUUCACCUCGCACCUCUGUUGUUCACAUUAUGGCCAUUGACGAAGCUAUACAGAAAUCUCAGUCUGGAUUUGAUAUAACGAUGCAUGACAUUCAAUCAUUACUAAACGGAAUAGUCUUCUCUGGGACUCAAAAGUAUGAGACUAUUAAUCUCGAGGGAGGAAAGAAGUCGAAAAAGUCAGAGUUUUCCAAAUAUCCGAAGACAUGCAAAGAUCCUUGUACCAGUUCCCCGUGCAAAAAUCAAGGAAAAUGCAUUAUGAAAUCUUAUAAUGAUUUCAAGUGCAAGUGUAGAAACUUUUAUUACGGAAAUUUAUGUGAAAAGUAUAAGAGUCCUUGGAUUUUAUAUUCUAAAAAUAUUAAUGUGCCAAGAAGAAAAGUGUUAUUUUCAAUAUCAUCGAUUCCCGGGAUCUUCCCAGGACGUCGACCGAAAGUCAUUCCUGGACGUGGAUCAUUACCUGUGAAAAAAAUUCAGGGAAAUUUAUUGAAUAGAAUCCCAGAUGCCACGACCAAGAGAUUAUAUUUUCCUAAGACAUGGAUAUGGGAGGAUGUAAACAUGAGGUUAAAUUCCUCGAUAAGUUAUACACGUGUUAAUCAAUGA
Molecule: messenger RNA, 1731 nt
Organism: Saccostrea cuccullata (small rock oyster)
Lineage: Eukaryota; Metazoa; Mollusca; Bivalvia; Ostreida; Ostreidae
Exons: 13
Coding region: 442-1731 (429 amino acids)
Source: RefSeq, a predicted model, not a curated record